UUGUGUUUGAAUAAUAAAUAUUUACAAAAUGUUUCAAGAGUUGAGUGUUAAUGAGACAGCGUUUCUGAAGGACACGCUUUCUGCAGAUAUUGACCUUCGGUUAGAUGGUAGAAAUAAGUUUGAGUUCAGAGAUAUUGAAGUUAAAUAUGGAAACAGUACCAAUGGACUUGUUGUUCUAUCUCUUGGCAAGACUCAAGUGAUGGCAGCUAGCAGCAAGAGAAUUGUCCAACCACAGAAAAACAAGGAUUCUGAUGGCUUCUACAGGUUCAACAUCGACUUUAAACAUUUGCAACACUUCAACGAUAACAUGGAUGUGCUACAAGAAGCAAGACUUGAACUGAUGAGGUUAUUGGAUAAAGUAUUCAUAACUUCGAGGGCUAUUGAUACAACAAGUUUGUGAAUCUCUAAAGGGAAAUAUGUCUGGGCCAUUACUCUUGAAAUCUCUUUGAUCAACUAUGAUGGAAACUUAAUUGAUGCUGUAUUUUUGGCAGCCCUACAAUGUCUUAAGACUCUCAAAUUACCACAAGUGAGAGGAAAAGAAGACUCCGUCAAAAUUUUAGAGGAUAAGCCAUGGAAGAAUAUCAAUGUUCAUCAUAUGCCAAUUCCAAUCACUUUCUAUUUCAUUGAUAAUGAAAAUAAUGUGAUACUUGAUCCUGAUCUCAAGGAGGAGAAGGUGACUACAAGUCGAAAUACAAUAUUCAUCAAUGUAUUUGGAGAUAUUUGUGGAAUCCAUACACAGGGAGUUCUUUCUCUAUCUUUUCCCACUUAUCAAGAAUGUCUCAGUAUUGCAGAGAAAAAGGCUAAAGCUAUCACUCUGAUUAUGAGAGAGAAGUUGAAACACUCUGAAGAUUACAUGAUUGACAACCUUGCUUUGGAUCUUGGUGAAUUAGCAAUAGAUGAUGGUGAAGGCGAUGCUGAAGACGCUACUAAGCAAAAGAAGGAAUUCGUCAAAACUAUUAAAAAGAGUAUUAAGAAAGACUUUGAUAAUGAACAGCUAGACGACCAACUUGUUGUCGAUGCUCUGAAGAGGAAGAAGGUACCCAAACUUAGUGAAGACUCUUCUAAACGUGGAACAUAUCAAGUGAAAGGCAAGAGACAAUUUAAAGCUAAAGAAAAGAAUAUUGAGGAUGAGGAAGAUGAUGAAGAGGAAGAAACAGUCCAAAUGAAAUCAGAGUUUAAUUAGCCCUUCAAUCUGACUAAAA
This is a messenger RNA of Moneuplotes crassus, 1202 nucleotides long. The record is from the annotation of a GenBank genome assembly. Lineage: Eukaryota; Ciliophora; Spirotrichea; Euplotida; Euplotidae.